AUGCCCUCUUGCAUUCCCAACGCCCACCUGCCGCUCCUACAACAGGCCGAGGACGUCCGCCCGGACGUCCUCCUCCUCUCAGCCUUCCUCCUCGCCCUCCUCCGCGCCGUCCUCCUCCUCCGUGCUGCCCUGCGCCGCCACCCUCCUCCUCACCCUACUCCACCCGCGCCUGCCGCCUCCUUCGAGCCCCCCGCCUCCUUCGCGCCACCCUCCUCUCCUGCGCCGCCCGCCCUCGUCGCCCUCCUCUGUGCAGCUCACCUCCACGUCACCCACCUCCGCGCCGCCUCGUCCGCCCUCGUCGCCCGCCUCCUCCACCUCACCUCCGCCUGCGUCGCCAUGCUCCUCCGCGGUGUUGCGGCACCCACCAUCACGUCAUCUUGGCCGUCGCCUCGCCCCACCCCCCCGCCUUACCCUCCUCCGCCUGCUCCGCAUCGCCCUCCUCCGCGCGUCCCAGCCCUCCGCGUCCGCGCCGCCUGCGUCGCCCAUCUGCGCCCACGCAACCCUCCAUCUCUGCGUCCUGCGUCCCCGCGUCGCCCACCUUCGCUCACCCGCCUUUGCGUCCCCCGCCGCCACGCCGCCCGUCGCCACGUCGCCCUGUUCCGCGCCCACAUCCUCGCCCUCCUCCACGCCUACCUCCUCCGCGCCUGCCUCGCCGCGUUACCCUUCUCCGCCCACCUCACGUCCGCCCCCCGCGGAGGCCAGUUCGGAAAAGCAGCCGGCGACCACCUGGAGCAGGAAGACUAG
Molecule: messenger RNA, 744 nt
Organism: Epithele typhae
Lineage: Eukaryota; Fungi; Basidiomycota; Agaricomycetes; Polyporales; Epitheliaceae
Exons: 2
Coding region: 1-744 (247 amino acids)
Source: RefSeq, a predicted model, not a curated record